UAACUGUAAGAAACGCUAAGAAAAAAAAAAAAAAAAACGAUUAAAACAGAAUGAAGGAGUUUCUAUUUCAUCAUCGGUCCCAAAAAACUAUAGCCCAAAAUCUGGAUAACAGGAAAGUCACUGGCAAUUGACAAACUCUCUCGCGAUCUCAACUAGAUCAGCGCUGAAGAAAGAUGAAGACAGAAGACACAGUGAAACUCAUCAGCGCUGAAGGGAUCGAAUUCGUUAUUGAUAAGGAAGCUGCCAUGGUUUCUCAAACCAUCCGUAACAUGCUUAAUUCUCCAGGUGGUUUUGCGGAGACGGAGCAUGGGGAAGUGACUUUCCCGGAGAUAAGUGCUGUGAUUCUUGAGAAGAUCUGCCAGUAUUUUUAUUGGUCUCUUCAAUAUUCCAGGGGUAAAGAGACUGAGUUCCACAUUGAACCUGAACUGACUCUUGAGCUGAUGAUGGCUGCUAAUUAUCUCCAUACUUAACCAAUUAUGUUCUUUGCUUAUUAGAAUUCUUCCGGCUUGGUAUUCUUGCCCAAGAGGAGUAUCUAUGUCAUGCUUUUUAUCUCUUUGCUGCACUGCAUAGUGGUGUA
Durio zibethinus is the source of this 577-nucleotide messenger RNA. RefSeq lists its product as uncharacterized. NCBI's taxonomy places the organism in Eukaryota, Viridiplantae, Streptophyta, Magnoliopsida, Malvales, Malvaceae. The record is from RefSeq and is a predicted model, not a curated record. Gene Ontology annotation, biological process: ubiquitin-dependent protein catabolic process.